UUUCUUCUUUUUUUCCAUUGCACAAAACGAAAAAACGACAAGAUAUUUUUAUAAAAAUAAUAAAUAAAUAUUUGUCGCCUCGCUAUGUAUUUCUUGUUUAUUUUGUCUCAGGUUAAUUAAUUUCCGAAAAUGAGCGAUCCAAUGGGGGAAACGGGAUUUUCUGGAGAAUCGGCGGAGAUGGUCUUCUCCGAGACGGAGAUGGCGGCGGCAGAACUGCUUAUGCAGCUGAGCGAGGAAGAAACGAUGAGCUGUAGCAGCAGCACCGCCGGAGAAAGUGGAGGAGGUGGCAAGAGAAGACACGAAGAUGUUUGCUCGAGAACCGGAAACGACAGCGUAAAAGGCAGCUGUAAUCUUGCCCGGAAGAUGAAGAAGAUGAAGGAAAAGAAGUUUCGAUCUCUCGAGAGUAUUUACAUGGCAACGAAGGAGAUUAGCGCUUAAUUAACGGAAGAAAGGGGGAUGGGAUAAUUACAUGUCAAUCGUUUUUAGUAACCUGUGUCAACGGUUUUUGUGUCUAUAUGUAGUGCUUGAUCUAACGUUGGAGCUUGAGGACGUGUGUUAAUAGUUUUUGAAGCUUUUGAGAUGAAAUUUGUAAAAUAUAUAUAUUCUCACAUAAAAUAUCUAUGAGUUUAGCCAAUA
Molecule: messenger RNA, 636 nt
Organism: Raphanus sativus (radish)
Lineage: Eukaryota; Viridiplantae; Streptophyta; Magnoliopsida; Brassicales; Brassicaceae
Exons: 1
Coding region: 130-438 (102 amino acids)
Source: RefSeq, a predicted model, not a curated record